AAUAUUGCCAUCUCGCUUAUUCUAAAUGCUUUUGUUAUUCUUUGUAAAUACUUUUUGAAGAAACAAGGCUGGAUAAACAUUGACCGUGAUUUCUACCCAUGCAUCUUUGUAUUUAUCAUUAGUUAGCUAGCUAAACAUUUUUAUUAUGCCUUGAAGUAAUUUUUAUUUUAUGUGGUUAUCCUCAGUAAUUUCUAAAGAUAACAAACAACAAAAUGCUCUGUUACUAACGUUUAGUGCUUCUGCACGAAGUAAAAUGUUGGACAACGAAAGUAAGUCAUCAGAUGGAGAAGGAACUUUUCUCACUUCGUUAAAUGCAGAUGAUCUUAUGCUAAUACAAAAUGCAUUCCUGAAAGCAUCGAAAUUAACUGACGAAGAGUACAUGUCAAGAGGGAAAUUCUGUAAGAUUUUAGAGUCGACGUUAUUAAAAGGUAGCACUGAAGACUAUUCGGAUUUAUUUGAUUUAAUUGAUAUCUCCAGAGAAGGACAAAUUAGUUGGGAUAGGUUUUCAAAUCAUCUUUUGUUAGAGUUUUAUGAAAGAGAUGACAGGAUAAAAGCUACACAGAUACCACAAUGGCAAGAUCUUAAACCAAUACCAACGCCUCACAAAGGCUUUAUAUGCAGGAUUAUGUUAUCAUCUCCGAAUAGGUAUUGUACUGUUAGCAAAGAUGGUUUACUCUGUAUGAUGAAUGAAAAGUUUAAAUUAAAAAGGACCUGUCAGGUGCAUACAAAUCCUGAAGUAAUACGCUCGAAAGAUUUGUGGAUUACAGAUGCAAUGUUAAUGUCAAAUGUAAAUAAAGUUGUAUUCUCUACAACUAGUAGGGAACUAUGGAUCUAUGAUUUGUCAAGUAAGACAGACUUUGUGUGCCAGUAUAAAAUAUACGGAUUGAAAUCCAUCCCUCUUUGUGUAAACUAUUGGACUAAUCGUAAUAAUCAAAGACAGUCCAUAUUAGCAUUUGGUGACACCAAUGGCGAAAUUCAUAUAUUAUUUUUCAGUGUGGCAAACGGUAUUUUGUUUGAUAGACCGUUAAAGUCUGACAAUAACCCGGAUUCAUGUUUUCCAAUGCAACUGAAGGAAUUCAUUGCAGGUAUACAUCCCUCUGUUUCCUAUCUCUCAUACCAUAUCCAUACCGCCUGGGUUCGGCAGGUUCGAUAUGCUUCGUUGUUAGAUUGUUUUAUAUCUUGUUCAACAAACGCUACGGAUUCGAUUGUUUUAGCAUGGUUAGGUAAAGCUAGGAAAGGCGUCAGAUUGACAAAGGUUAAAAUACCUUUAGGUGUGAAUUGUUUUGAUUAUCAAGAAAAGUUAAAUCUUAUUGCUACAGCAGGUAUUGAUAAUCGCAUAUGUUUGUGGAACCCGUACGUUGUAUCCAAGCCUGUGGGAGUGUUGCGUGGACACAUGCAAAGUAUCGUCGGCGUUCAGUUUCAUCAUUCCAAGCAACAGUUGAUAAGUUUAUCAAAGGAUAAAGUUUUACGAGUUUGGGAUGUUAAUAUGCAGCUUUGUUUGCAGAGACUGACUGGUGUUUUUCCGAAAGGUCCUGAUGUUAACAUAUUUAUGUUUUUCGAUCAUGAGCGAUUGAAUUUGUUGACAUCGUUUAACCAUACUUUGGUAUUGUUGAAAAUGAAAACAGGAGUCAGAGAUCGUAUUGUAAGUCACGAGGCUGCUGUUACAGAUGUUGUUUAUAAUAGCAAAUUUGAUCAAGUUGUUAGCGUGUGUGAGAGGUCUUCUAUCAAUAUAUGGAUUUUAAACACGGGGCAGAAAAUAAAGCAUUUCCUAAGCGCACAUGAUGAUGCGGAGAUUACUGCUGUUGCAGUUGAUCAAUCGCAGACUCGCAUACUAACUGCCGGAACAGACGGUAUAAUAAAGAUCUGGGAUAUUAACGGACAUUGUCAUCACGAUCUGAUCGUUGAGAAUGGUAGUCCUUGUGAGAUUGGUGAAAUUCUUUGUUUGAACAGAAUGGUACUAGCAUUUGGUUGGAGCAAGGAGGUUUGUUGCUUCCCAACAAGUGAAAUGAAAUCGUAUGAAUUAUAUCCGAUUAAUUGGAAAGGAAAGAAUCAACACUGCGAUGAUAUAUUAGUAGCAGAUUUUCAAGAACCAAGACAUCUAGUUACAGGGAGCUAUGAUGGCGAUAUAGUGUUUUGGAAUACCAACACUCAAAAUUCAACCAAGAAAAUAAGCGAGCAGCGAAAACGGACCAAAAGUAGAUUACUGCCACCUUUGACGUCAUCUUCUGAUAAACAACGUCCUUUUUCACGAUUGAGUCGUACCGCGAGUAGAAAUCGACAACGAGUUGCUCGUGCAACUUCGAUAAAUAAGUUACCGGAAGAGAAUUUUCCAGAUUCAUCUAGCGCUGUAACAGCGAUAAACUUCUUAAAAAAGAGAAACAGUCUAGAACCAUACACAGCCGAUUUGUGUUCAUGUCAUCUGGAUGGGCAUGUUCGUUUUUGGAACAGUUCGACAUGUGAAAAAAUAAACGAAUUCAAAGCUUUUAAUUAUUUUGGCGCUGUAGUUUCUUCCAUUGAUUCUAAUAAUAUUUAUUUAGGCACAGGAGAUGAAUCUGGAAUGUGCAAAAUUUGGAACAUUGAUAACUACGCUAUCAACAAACAGGCGGAUUUUAGUUAUUCCACCGCUGUAAGUGUUUUUAGUGCGCCUUUGUUAGCUACAUCUUUCAAACCACACAUUGACGCCAUAACGAGAAUUGCAUUUGUUGAAAAGAAAGAUGAUUUACUGAUCUUGACAGCAUCCUGUGAUUGCUCUGUAGCCUUGCAUCAUUUUGACCAACUCAUUGGCAUUUUUGGACAAAAAACACAUUGGAAUUUAAAUGAUAUGCUAUUGGACCCUUCAGUGAUUCAUACAGACGCUGAAGAAAUGCUAGUUGACGAAAGUGAUCUCGGUAAUGAACACGAGGUUGAGAAUCUUUUACCCACCGUUGAAGGAGAUAUUUCUGAAUCAAUCCAAAAACCUGUACAUGAUCUGACACCAUUGACUGAAACAGCUAGUGUCUCGCAGACAUACACACCAGUAGAAGACGUACAUAGCGAAGCAUGGGAUAGGACUAUUCUAGGUAAAACAUAUCAGGAAGUGCGAAAUACGAAACGAAAUCGAAAGCAACCUUACGAGCUAGAGACAAUCUCUACAUCUGUUUCUAAUGAUAAACAAACACGGUCAUAUCGUUGUUUGGAAACAAAGGAAAUAAAUGCUGUUUGCUCAUUUGAAAAACCAGACUUUGUUACACAUCCAGAAAAGUAUUUUCUAGGCAGUCAAGACGAAGUGUCGACAUCGAAUGAUCUAUUACCGCCCACUGUUGAAAUGCUGACUUUACGCCAUGAUGAGAAAAGUAUAUUUCCUAAGUACAUCCUGGAUAUGGAGUCAAAAAUGAAGGCCGCCCAUAAAUUAAUUGGUUCCAGACAGACGGUUUUUUCUCGCUUGUCAGAAUCUGUCAGUCGAGCUGGUCAAAGCAGAUCGAAUUAUAUGUUUGCUAAAACAUCUUUAAAAAGUAAUCGAUGGAAAAACAUAAUAGAAGAUGGUACUUCGGUUUCUUCUUCGAGUGUCACUGAAUCAUAAGUGAAGAUGACGUAAUAGAGCAUUUUUAACGAAGAUUCGGGGAGCAGGGUGUCUUAAAAAGUAAUAUUUGUGUUCAUUGAGAAAUUUGUUUAUACACGUUUUUUUAUUACAAGAAAGAUGCAUUUGGGCUUAGGCUCAAUGUUUCUUAUUUUUUGCGAGAAAUAAGCCUCGAAUGAUUCUUAUUUGUUUCUUAUUCUCAAUUGUUUCAAAAACAUGCUUUUUCGAUAAACAAACAUACUUCCUACCUGAGAAAAAUCGAUGCAAAUGUUUUCCUGUGAGUUUUCUUUCACCAUAAAAAUGUGCAUACAACCUCCGCUGAUUUUUUUUCACUGUUUGCUAUGCUGGUAGAAGAGUGUGCAGAUGAUAGAAAUAUUUAUGAUUUGUUUGACUUUUAGAGCUUUCUGUUCAGUUUUUGGUUCUUGAAGAAGAAUAUGUCCUAGAAAAAAAUUGUUUCUUGCCUUCCUGAGCCCGCCCAUGUUUCUUAGAUGUUUCUUAGUUCUUUGCCAAUUUGAGCCUAUGUUUCUUGUAUGCAUGUUUCUUGUAAAAGUCACCCUAAAGGAGAGUCGAACAAAAAACUUUUUUGCGGGAGCCACAAAGAAACUUUUUAAUUCCCAAAUCUACUAAAAUAUGCUAUAACGACAUAUAAUAACUAUGCUUCAUAACUAAAUAUUCAUAUUCCUUACAAGCAACAUUUUUACAAAGUUUUUAUAGCGCAAAAGAUGUUUUAGAUGGGCUUACCAAUACCGUAAAUCACGGAUCAGGCGCCCGGGGCGUUUACUUAAAAAUUUCAUCUUGACAGGGGGCGCUUAAUUGGCAACGGCGGUUAAUUUAGCAGAGGCGCUUAUUAAUUUUUUUUAGAAAAGCAGAUUUUGUAAACUUCAUUCUCAUAAUUUUUAUAAAUACAAAAUUGAAAUACAAACAAAAAAGAAAAAAUACAAUAGUAGUAAUGUAUCUUUUAUGUCUAUAUACGGUGUUUUUCAUACCGAUCCAAAUAAGGGCCCUCUUUUCCCUUAGGGGAGGGGCGCUUACUUACAAAUUUUUCCCUAACACCAGGGCGCUUAUUCGACCGCGGCGCUUAAUCUGUCAUUUGCGGUAAACAUAGAAAACAAGGUUAAGUAAGUUCAGUAAUAAAAAAUUUUCGUCGUGUUAUAUUUAUAUAAUAGCAAUUUUUGUAUUUUAAUCUUUAACUUUUUUCUAAUUUAUUAUUUUUGAUAAAAAGGUGCUAUCAUCACAUUAUAGAGAAACAU
Hydractinia symbiolongicarpus is the source of this 4806-nucleotide messenger RNA. RefSeq names its product WD repeat-containing protein 49-like. Lineage: Eukaryota; Metazoa; Cnidaria; Hydrozoa; Anthoathecata; Hydractiniidae. The record is from RefSeq and is a predicted model, not a curated record. Gene Ontology annotation, molecular function: protein binding. Bases 170 to 3559 code for a protein of 1129 amino acids. The transcript has 2 exons.